AUGACAGCCCGAAAUGCGCCCGCAGACCCUUUGGUGGUCAUCCUGGGCUCGACUGGAACUGGAAAAUCAGAGCUUGCUGUAGAGCUUGCGACUCGCUUCAAAGGCGAAAUCAUCAAUGGGGACGCUAUGCAAAUGUACAAGGGUCUGCCCAUAAUCACGAACAAGAUCACAACCGAAGAGCGCCGCGGCGUCCCCCACCACCUUCUCGACCACAUCGGUCUCGACCAACCCACUUGGAUUGUCGAUGACUUCAAGCGCGAAGCGAACAAGCUCAUCCGCGAAAUUCGAAGCAGGGGCAACUUGCCCAUCGUCGUCGGCGGCACGCACUACUACACGAAUGCGCUGCUCUUCGAAGACACCCUCGUCCGCACGGACAUCGAGAAGCAGGUGAACGAAAAUGACACAGACGAGCCGGACGAAGCAUCUUUCCCGAUCCUGAGCGAACCAACCGAGGUCAUACUGGCGAAGCUGAGGGAGGUCGACCCCGUCAUGGCGGACCGCUGGCACCCCAACGACGGCCGCAAGAUCGCGCGGUCGCUGGCAAUUUAUCUCCAAACCGGUCGGCCGGCGUCCGAAAUCUAUGCGGAACAGCGCCAACGCAAGAUGGCGGAGAACGGCGCGAGGCCUUGGCAGACGCUUCUCUUCUGGGUGUACUCGGACCCCGAGGUCCUUAAGGAACGCCUCGAUAACCGGGUGGGCAAGAUGCUCACGGCCGGCCUCAACGACGAGACGCAGUCCAUGUACGAGUACGUCCAGGCAAAAGAGGCCAUAGGUGAGGAGGUGGACUACACCCGCGGCAUCUGGCAGUCGAUCGGCUUCAAGGAAUUCACACCCUACCUCAAGGCCCUCAACAACCCCGAAGAAGCAAAUGACGCCGCCAUUCUCGAGUCUCUCAAAGCUGCAGGUCUCGAAGACAUGAAGACCUCAACACGGCAGUACGCAAAGUACCAAACGCGCUGGAUCCGCACUAAGCUCGUACCCCUCCUGCAAGAGCACCCGGGUGCGAUGGACCAUCUCUUCGUCAUGGACAGCACCGACAUAUCCCGCUGGUCAUCCAACGUGAUCGACCCGGCCGUCGACAUCGCGCGCCGAUUCCUCGAAGGCGACAGCCUGCCCGAUCCGGCGGGCAUAUCGGAGACGGCAGGCGGCGUGCUGCGGGAGGCUGCGGUCCAGACGGGGCGCACGCACUGCCGACGUACGUGCGACGUCUGCAAGACGACCUGCGUGACGGAGCAGGACUGGACGAAGCACGUCAAGAGCAAACGGCAUAAUGUCCUUCUCAGGAAGACGAAAAGAAGAGCGCUCGUAGCCGACCAGAGACCCAUGGCCGUCGUGUCUGUCGAGACUACAGGCGACGACGAGGCCACACCAGCAGAUAAAGCCUCGAGUCCCGACUUCGACGGACUGGGAAUCUUGGACGCGCCGUCAUGA
Messenger RNA from Colletotrichum karsti, 1431 nucleotides. RefSeq lists its product as uncharacterized. Gene Ontology annotation, biological process: tRNA modification. The record is from RefSeq and is a predicted model, not a curated record. Gene Ontology annotation, cellular component: mitochondrion. The transcript is spliced from 2 exons. The coding region runs from base 1 to 1431 and encodes 476 amino acids. Gene Ontology annotation, molecular function: ATP binding; tRNA dimethylallyltransferase activity. NCBI's taxonomy places the organism in Eukaryota, Fungi, Ascomycota, Sordariomycetes, Glomerellales, Glomerellaceae.